CGUUUCACUGAAAUGUGCGUUAGUUAGUUGAUCGAGAAAUAUUUAAAAAAUCAGUUGUUCGAAUAGCUACUAUUAAAUAAUGACUGAUAAUAAAGAACAUAUUGUUAAUCUGACUACAGAAGGAGAUGAUAUUGUUGAUCCAUGGACAGUAGCCAGUAAUAGCGAUUCUGGAAUUAAUUAUGACAAGUUAAUAGAACGCUUUGGUUCGUCCAGAAUAGAUGACACGAUAAUAAAACGUAUUGAAAAGAUAACCGGCAAACCAGCUCAUCAUUUCAUUCGACGUGGGAUAUUCUUUUCCCAUCGUGAAUUGGACACAAUUCUGACAUUGAAAGAACAAGGCAAACCAUUUUAUUUAUACACUGGACGUGGCCCCAGCUCUGAGUCAUUGCAUUUGGGUCACUUGAUACCAUUCAUUAUGACAAAAUAUCUUCAAGAAGCCUUUGAUGUUCCGCUGGUCAUUCAAAUGUCCGAUGAUGAAAAAACAAUAUGGAAAGACUUAAAAGUUGAAGAAUCUAUUACAUUGGCCCAUGAGAAUGCCAAAGAUAUUAUAGCAAUGGGUUUCAAUCCAGAGAAAACAUUUAUAUUCAAUGAUUUAAAUUUUAUGGGUCAAUGUCCCGCAUUCUAUCAAAACGUCGUACGUAUGCAAAAAUGUGUCACCUUUAAUCAAGUUAAAGGUAUUUUUGGAUUUGUCGAAUCAGAUUUAGUAGGAAAGAUUGCUUUUCCCGUAGUUCAGGCUGCUCCGGCACUUUCCAGUACGUUUCCGUUCAUAUUUGGAGAUCAGAAAGUCCAUUGUUUAGUUCCGUGUGCCAUCGACCAAGAUCCUUAUUUUCGUAUGUGUCGAGAUGUCGCUCCUCGAUUGGGCUUUCCGAAAUGCGCUUUAAUACAUUCGAUAUUUUUCCCCGCUCUACAAGGUGCUAGAUCGAAAAUGUCUGCAAGUGAUGAGAAUUCGGCAAUAUUUCUUACGGACAAUCCUGACACUAUUAAGAGCAAAAUAAAUAAAUAUGCGUUUUCUGGUGGUCGCAGUACUGUGGAGGAACAUCGCAAACUUGGCGGUAUACCCGAAAUUGAUGUUGCCUUUCAAUUAUUAUACUUCUUCCUCGAUGAUGACGAGAAAUUGAAGAGGAUUCAUGCUGAUUAUUCUAAGGGAUAUAUGCUCACUGGAGAAAUAAAGAAAAUAGCCAUUGAAACCGUAACACCAAUUGUGGAAUGCCACCAAGCAGUGCGUAAACAAAUAUCGGAUGAAGUUUUAAAAUCUUAUAUGGAAAUACGUCCUUUGAAAUUCGAAGGUGGUCUCGCAGUGUGAUUUAAUUAUGAAACAUAAAAUAAAUUGUUCAUGCUCAUUCAUAAAA
Musca domestica (house fly) is the source of this 1349-nucleotide messenger RNA. Its product is annotated as tryptophan--tRNA ligase, cytoplasmic-like. Gene Ontology annotation, biological process: tryptophanyl-tRNA aminoacylation. The record is from RefSeq and is a predicted model, not a curated record. Gene Ontology annotation, molecular function: ATP binding; tryptophan-tRNA ligase activity. The transcript is spliced from 5 exons. Lineage: Eukaryota; Metazoa; Arthropoda; Insecta; Diptera; Muscidae. Gene Ontology annotation, cellular component: cytoplasm. The coding region runs from base 80 to 1303 and encodes 407 amino acids.